This is a messenger RNA of Tachysurus fulvidraco (yellow catfish), 705 nucleotides long. Its product is annotated as E3 ubiquitin-protein ligase RNF183. Gene Ontology annotation, molecular function: ubiquitin protein ligase activity. Gene Ontology annotation, biological process: protein ubiquitination. The transcript is spliced from 2 exons. NCBI's taxonomy places the organism in Eukaryota, Metazoa, Chordata, Actinopteri, Siluriformes, Bagridae. The coding region runs from base 1 to 705 and encodes 234 amino acids. The record is from RefSeq and is a predicted model, not a curated record.
AUGGGGAAGAGCAACACCAGCAGCAUUUUGGCAGCUGCACCACUGACUCAUCAGAUUUCUGUCUACCUCACCCUCACAGUUCUUCCUCAUCCAGGCAUGGAGCACUCUCCUUACGCAGCAGACGGCCCCGGCGUGCCCACGGAGCCUGAUGUCUCUAUAGUUCAAGGAUACAGUCCUGAUGACUUGCCAGAGCUGGAGUGUGCCGUGUGCUUCAGUCAGUUCAACAACGUCUUCAACACGCCCAAGGUGCUGCAGUGCGGCCACACAUUCUGCCUGGAGUGCCUGGCACGCAUAAACAUUAAAUCCUCACAGCCCGAGAGCUUGCAGUGUCCUCUAUGCAGAGCCUACACCCCACUGCCUAACUUCGGCCUGCCCAAACUGGACACGGACGUAGUGGUGCUGUCCUGCCUGCCAGAAGCCAUGCAGCACGUUUACAGCAUUCGCUUCAAUCGCAACAGAGGUAAGCUUCAGGUCAAGCGCAUUCCCAGCUCCAUACCAGCAUCGCAGAGUAACCAGCGCCGCAGCCUGGACCUCGGAGGGCCUGUCAGCACAGACUGUGAGCAAGACUCACGCCGAGGCAUCUGUCCCUUCUUCAGCCGCCUCCUACGGAUUCCCACAUGCAGGGCGUUCUUCAUGAUAGCCGGCAUGCUCGUCAUGGUCUCACUUGCCAUUGGCAUCAGCAUCUUCUUGUCAAAACGUCAGUGA